Molecule: messenger RNA, 9856 nt
Organism: Leucoraja erinaceus (little skate)
Lineage: Eukaryota; Metazoa; Chordata; Chondrichthyes; Rajiformes; Rajidae
Exons: 5
Coding region: 214-9765 (3183 amino acids)
Biological process (GO): homophilic cell-cell adhesion
Cellular component (GO): plasma membrane
Molecular function (GO): nucleic acid binding; calcium ion binding
Source: RefSeq, a predicted model, not a curated record
UGCCCCUCCUACAUCCCAGAAUAAAAACGUCGGACCCGAAGAGAAAGGCGAGCAGUCUCUGCAUUUUAUCGUGUUAUCAAACUACAGAGGAUACAUUCGCUGUCUGUUUCGACUCGGCAAUUAGAAUAUAUAUGUUUCUAUUUCGUGGGUAGAGCAGUUUUACCGAUUAAUCGAGGAUUGGCCUGGUUUUCAGCAUUAAUCGAAUGCGGAACAAUGGCGUAUCUACCGGGGUUCCCAUUCAAGAUGUUUGCAUUCAUGUUUCUGAUAUGUGCAACGGAUAUAAUUUCCGGGCAAAUUCGUUACUCUAUUCCCGAGGAAAUGGAGCAAGGGGCAUUUGUUGGGAAUAUUGCUCAAGAUCUGGGCCUGAAUGUACGGCAAUUGUCAGCUCGUAAAUUUCGACUGAGCUCCGAUGACGGAGGGCGCUACAUGAAGGUUAGUUUGGACAAUGGAAUAUUAUCUAUUCGUGAAAGAAUCGAUAGAGAACGUAUCUGUAGGCAAGCAGAAAUGUGUACUCUGUCUUUUAAAACAACACUGGAAAAUCCUUUGGAGGUGUACCGCGGGGAAUUAGAGAUUCUUGAUGUCAAUGAUAAUUCCCCCACUUUCGGAGACGGCAGCAUCGUCUUACAGAUAUCGGAAUUGAGUGCACCAGGUGUACGUUUCCGUCUCGAGAGGGCCGAAGAUCCCGACAUUGGAAUGAAUACCGUCGCCGCCUACACGAUCAGUUUCACCGAAUAUUUUAGUAUAAAGACACGCCGAACCGAGAACGAUGUUCUUGUACCAGAGUUGCUGUUAGAUAAAUCUUUGGACCGAGAGCUGCAAUCUUCUUUUCAGCUCUUGCUUACUGCGACAGACGAUGGCACUCCUCAGAGAACAGGGACCGCUCAGAUUCUUGUUACUGUGUUCGACAUUAAUGAUAAUGCACCUGUGUUUGAUGAUGACAUUUACAGGGUCAGCGUAAGCGAGGACGCACCGCAUGGUACCUUGGUGCUCAAGGUCAAAGCAAAUGAUUUGGACGAAGGGCUGAAUGCUGAGAUAACAUAUUAUUUUAGUGAGGUUGAUUUGCGAAAAGCGCGUAAUGUAUUCAGUUUAGAUCCAGACAGUGGGGAGGUUCGAGUCGAUGGGCCCUUGGAUUUUGAAGAAACAAACAGCUAUUCUCUUGAUGUUCAAGCUGUGGACCACGGUUCGCCCUCAAUGACAGGACAUUCUAACGUGCUGAUCAAGGUCAUUGACGUGAACGAUAACGCACCCGAGAUUAAGGUGACAUCAACUUCCAACAAAAUCCCGGAAAAUGCUCCACCAGGAACAUUCAUAACGUUCAUUGAUGUUAUCGAUCGUGAUUCUGGAGAGAACGGUCAAGUCCGCUGCGAGUUACCCAAGAACGUUCCCUUUAGACUACAAACAGCAUUGAAACAUUAUACAUUGGUUACCAGUGAAAUGUUGGACCGUGAAGUGAUUUCUCAGUAUAAAUUACUAAUUUCGGCAUGGGACUUGGGAUCGCCUUCACUGUCGUCAAAUAAAACCAUCAACAUUGCAAUAACCGAUGUAAAUGAUAACGCCCCGCGGUUUUCUGAAUCAUCCUACAACGUGUAUGUGAUGGAGAAUAACGCUCCGGGUGCAUCCAUUUUCGCAGUAACAGCACUGGAUCCUGAUCAGGAGCAGAAUUCCUAUAUUUCUUACUCUUUUGUGGACAAUUACAUCCAAAUCCUACCAGUGUCCACUUACCUGACUAUUAACACAAUGAAUGGUACCAUUUAUCUGUUGCGUGGCAUUGACUAUGAGGAACUCAAGCAGUUCCAGAUCCUUGUACAAGCGCGUGACGCUGGGUUGCCUCCGCUAAGCAGCAGCGCCACGGUGAAUGUGAUCAUCCUGGAUCAAAAUGACAACGCGCCGGUAAUCGUUUCACCUUCACAACUAGGUGGAUCAGCAGCAGAGGAGGUUAUGCCCCGGUCAGCGGGUCAAGGGUACUUGGUCACCAAGAUAAUGGCAACUGAUGCAGAUUCUGGUCAGAAUGCAAGGAUCUUUUAUCAGAUGGUGAAAUCUACCGAUCCCACUUUGUUCACCGUUACGAAAAAUUCAGGUGAAAUCAGAACAGCGCGCAGUAUUUUACAGACAGAUACUCCUGUACAUACUCUGGUCAUCUUGGUGAAGGACAAUGGGCAGCCAAGCCUGUCCAGUACAGUUACAAUGAACAUUAGAGUUUUGGAGAACAGCACUGAAGGAAUCACGGAAAGCAGCGCCUUGGUGAAAAAUCCGGGAUAUUUCUCAGAUCCAAAUGUUUAUUUCAUCAUCAUUUUCAGUUGCACUUCCGUUGUCUUUCUUCUGAUCAUCGUUCUGUUGAUUGGGAUCAAGUGUAAACAGGACAGAAGUAUUAUCCAAGGGUAUAACACUCCCAGUUAUUGUUACAAUCGUGGAGAUUCGCAAGAUACGUAUAAAGGAAGACCUGCGAUGGAGGAAACUUUACGCUAUCCUGGGACAGGCCGGGUUGUCCGCGUGCCGGAACCGCAUCAAUACUCGGUCUGCCUGUCUCCAGAGUCAGCGAAAAGUGAUUUUCUAUUUUUGCAGCCAUGCGGUGCUCCCAUGUCUCAGAAUAUAUAUGUUUCUAUUUCGUGGAAAGAACAUUUUUUACCGAUUAAUCGAGGACAGGCCUGGUUUUCGAUAUUAAUUGAAUGCGGAACAAUGGCGAACCUACGGAGGUUUCCUUUCAACGUGUUUGCAUUCAUGCUUCUGAUAUGUGAACAGGAUCUAAUUUCCGGGCAAAUUCGGUACUCUAUUCCAGAGGAAAUGGAGCAAGGGGCAUUUAUUGGGAAUAUUGCUCAAGAUCUGGGCCUGAAUGUACGGCAAUUAUCAGCUCGCAAAUUUCGACUGAGCUCCGAUGGCGGAGGGCGCUACAUGAAGGUUAGUUUGGACAAUGGAAUAUUAUCUAUUCGUGAAAGAAUUGAUAGGGAACGUAUCUGUAGACAAGCGGAAAUGUGUACUCUGUCUUUUAAAACAACACUGGAAAAUCCCUUGAAGGUGUACCGCGGGGAAUUAGAGAUUCUUGAUGUCAAUGAUAAUUCCCCCACUUUCGGAGACGGCAGCAUCGCCUUACAGAUAUCGGAAGCGAGUACCCCUGGUGUGCGUUUUCGUCUCGAGAGGGCGGAAGAUCCCGACAUUGGAAUCAAUACCGUCGCCGCCUACACGAUAAGUUUCACCGAGUAUUUUAGUAUAAAAACACGCAGAACCGAGAGCGAUGUUCUUAUACCAGAGUUGUUGUUAGAUAAAUUUUUGGACCGAGAGCAGCAAUCUUCUUUUCAGCUCUUGCUUACUGCGACAGACGGUGGCACUCCUCAGAGAACAGGGACUGCUCAGAUUAUCGUUACUGUUUUGGACUUCAAUGAUAAUGCGCCUGUGUUUGAUAAUGACAUCUAUCGGGUCAGCGUAAGUGAGGACGCGCCACAUGGUACCUUGGUGAUGAAGGUCAAAGCAAAUGACUUGGACGAAGGACUAAAUGCUGAGAUAACAUAUUCGUUUAGUGAUGUUGAUUUGCGAAAAGCGCGUAAUGUAUUCAGUUUAGAUCCAGAUAGUGGGGAGGUUCGAGUCGAUGGGCCCUUGGAUUUUGAAGAAACAACCAGCUAUUCUCUUGAUGUUCAAGCUGUGGACCACGGUUCACCCUCAAUGACCGGACAUUCUAACGUGCUGAUCAAGGUAAUCGACGUGAACGAUAACGCACCCGAGAUUAAGGUGACAUCAACUUCCAACAAAAUCCCGGAAAAUUCUCCACCAGGAACAUUCAUAACGUUCAUCGAUGUUAUCGAUCGUGAUUCUGGAGAGAACGGUCAAGUCCGCUGCGAGUUACCCAAGAACGUUCCCUUUAGACUCCAAACAGCAUCGAAACAUUAUACAUUGGUUACCAGUGAAACGUUGGACCGUGAAGUGAUUUCUCAGUAUAAAUUACUAAUUUCGGCAUGGGACUUGGGAUCGCCUUCACUGUCGUCAAAUAAAACCAUUCAUAUUGCAAUAACCGAUGUAAAUGAUAACGCCCCGCGGUUUUCUGAAUCAUCCUACAACGUAUAUGUGAUGGAGAAUAACGCUCCGGGCGCAUCCAUUUUCGCAGUAACAGCACUGGAUCCUGAUCAGGAGCAGAAUUCCUAUAUUUCUUACUCUUUUUUGGACAAUUACAUCCAAAACCUACCAGUGUCCACUUACCUGACUAUUAACUCAAUGAAUGGUACAAUUUACAUGUUGCGUGGCGUUGACUAUGAGGAACUCAAGCAGUUCCAGAUCCUUGUACAAGCGCGUGACGCUGGGUUGCCUCCGCUAAGCAGCAGCGCCACAGUGAAUGUGAUCAUCCUGGAUCAAAAUGACAACCCGCCGGUAAUUGUUUCACCUUCAGAACUAGGUGGAUCAGCAGCAGAGGAGGUUCUGCCCCGGUCAGCGGGUGAAGGUUACUUGGUCACCAAGAUAAUGGCAACUGAUGCAGAUUCUGGUCAGAAUGCUCGGAUCUUUUAUCAGAUGAUGAAAUCUACCGAUCCCACUUUGUUCACCGUUACGAAAAAUUCAGGUGAAAUCAGAACUGCGCGCCGUAUUUUGCAGACAGAUGUUCCUGUACACACUCUGGUCAUCUUGGUGAAGGACAAUGGGCAGCCAAGCCUGUCCAGUACAGUUACAAUGAACAUUAGAGUUUUGGAGAACAGUACUGAAGGAAUCACGGAAAGCAGCACCUUGGUGAAAAAUCCGGGAUAUUUCUCAGAUCCAAAUGUUUAUUUAAUCAUCAUUUUCAGUUGCACUUCCGUUGCCUUUCUGCUGAUCAUCGUUCUGUUGAUUGGGAUCAAGUGUAAACAGGAUAGAAGUAUUAUCCAAGGGUAUAACACCCCCAGUUAUUGUUACAAUCGUGGAGAUGCGCAAGAUACGUAUAAAGGAAGACCUGCGAUGGAGGAAACUUUACGCUAUCCUGGGACAGGCCGGGUUGUCCGCGUGCCGGAACCGCAUCAAUACUCGGUCUGCCUGUCUCCAGAGUCAGCGAAAAGUGAUUUUCUUUUUCUACAGCCAUACGGUGCUCCGAUGUCUCAGGCCGAAUGUGGUCACACCACCAUCCUGAUCGUGGUUGAUAGAUUUAGCAAGAUGGCUCACUUCGUGCCUCUGCCCAAGCUUCCGUCAGCCAAGGAAAUUGUUGAGCUCAUGUUACUCCACAUCUUCAGACUCCAUGGUCUCCCCGUCGAUGUGGUCUCCAACCGGUAUCUAAGAGUUUGCAUCGCCAUACAGAUAUCGGAAGCGAGUGCACCCGGUAUAGGUUUCCGUCUCGCGCGGGCGGAAGAUCCCGACAUUGGAAUCAAUACCGUCGCCGCCUACACGAUCAGUUUCACCGAGUAUUUUAGUGUAAAAACGCGUAGAACCGAGAGCGAUGUUCUCAUACCAGAGUUGCUGUUGAAUAAGUCACUGGACCGAGAGCUGCAAUCUUCUUUACAGCUCUUGCUUACUGCGGCAGACGGUGGGACUCCUCAGAGGACAGGGACAGCUCAGAUUCACAUUACUGUGUUCGACAUUAAUGACAACGCGCCGGUGUUUGAUCGUGAUAUUUACAAGGUCAGCGUAAGUGAGGACGCACCACAUGGUACCUUGGUGAUGAAAGUCAAAGCAAAUGAUUUGGACGAAGGGCUAAAUUCUGAGAUAACAUAUUCUUUCGAUGAUGUUGAUUUGCGAAGAGCGCGUCAUUUAUUCAGUUUAGAUCCAGAUAGUGGGGAGGUUCGAGUUGAAGGGCCCUUGGAUUUUGAAGAAACAAACAGUUAUUCGCUCGAUGUUCAAGCUGUGGACCGCGGUUCACCCGCAAUGACAGGACAUUCUAACGUGCUGAUCAAGGUCAUUGACGUGAACGAUAACGCACCUGAGAUUAAGGUGACAUCAGCUUCCAAACAAAUUCCGGAAAAUGCACCGCCAGGAACAUUCCUAACCUUCAUUGAUGUUAUUGACCGGGAUUCUGGGGAGAACGGUCAGGUUCGCUGCGUGUUACCCAAGAAUAUCCCCUUUAGACUACAGACAUCAUCGAACCAUUAUAAAUUAGUUACCAGUGACACGUUGGACCGUGAAGGGAUUUCUGAAUAUCGAUUACCAAUUUCAGCAUGGGACCUGGGGUCGCCUUCAUUAUCCUCAAAUAAAACCAUCCAUAUUACAAUAACCGAUGUAAACGAUAACGCCCCGCGGUUUGCUGAAUCAACCUACAACGUGUAUGUGAUGGAGAACAAUGCACCCGGCGCAUCGAUUUUCGUACUAACUGCUCUAGAUCCUGAUCUGGAGCAGAAUUCCUAUGUUUCUUACUCUUUUGUGGACCAUUUCAUCCAAAAUCUACCAGUGUCCACUUACCUGGUCAUUAACUCAAUGAACGGUACCAUUUAUGCGUUGCGAUCCUUUGACUACGAGGAACUCAAAAACUUCCAGAUCCAUGUACAAGCCCGUGACGCUGGGGUGCCUCCGCUGAGUAGCAGCGCCACGGUGAAUGUGAUCGUCCUGGAUCAAAAUGACAACGCGCCGGUAAUUGUUUCACCUUCAGAACUAGGUGCAUCAGCAGCAGAGGAGGGCCUUCCGCGCUCAGCGGGUCAAGGAUAUUUGGUCACCAAGAUAAUGGCAACUGAUGCAGAUUCUGGUCAGAAUGCACGGAUCUUUUAUCAGAUGGUGAAAUCUACCGAUCCCACUUUGUUCACCGUUACGAAAAAUUCAGGUGAAAUCAGAACAGCUCGCAGUAUUUUGCACACAGAUGCUCCUGUACACACUCUCGUCAUCUUGGUGAAGGACAAUGGGCAGCCAAGCCUGUCCAGUACAGUUACAAUGAAUGUUAGAGUUUUGGAGAACAGUACUGAAGGAAUCACGGAAAGCAGCACCUUGGUGAAGAAUCCGGGAUAUUUCUCUGAUCCAAAUGUUUAUUUAAUCAUCAUUUUCAGUUGCACUUCCGUUGUCUUUCUUCUGAUCAUCGUUCUGUUGAUUGGGAUCAAGUGUAAACAGGACAGAAGUAUUAUCCAAGGGUAUAACUCUGCCAGGUAUCGUUACAAUCGUGGAGAUUCGCAAGAUACGUAUAAAGGAAGACAUGCGAUGGAGGAAACUUUACGCUAUCCUGGGACUGGCCGGGUUGUCCGCGUGCCGGAACCGCAUCAAUAUUCGGUCUGCCUGUCUCCAGAGUCAGCGAAAAGUGAUUUUCUAUUUUUGCAGCCAUGCGGUGCUCCCAUGUCUCAGACCCGAAGAGAAAGGCGGGCAGUCUCUGCGUUUUAUCGUGUUAUCAAGCUACAAAGGAUACAUCCCCUGUCUGUUUCGACUAGGCAAUUAGAAUAUAUAUGUUUCUAUUUCGUGGUUUUGCCGUUUAAUCGAGGACAGGCCUGGUUUUCGAUAUUAAUUGAAUGCGGAACAAUGGCGUAUUUACCGAGGUUUCCUUUCAACGUGUUUGCAUUCAUGCUUCUGAUAUGUGAACAGGAUCUAAUUUGCGGGCAAAUUCGUUACGCUAUUCCCGAGGAAAUGGAGCAAGGGGCAUUUGUUGGGAAUAUUGCUCAAGAUCUGGGCCUGAAUGUACGGCAAUUGUCAGCUCGCAAAUUCCGACUGAGCUCCGAUGGCGGAGGGCGCUACUUGAAGGUUAGUUUGGACAAUGGAAUAUUAUCUAUUCGUGAAAGAAUCGAUAGGGAACGUAUCUGUAGGCAAGCAGACAUCUGUACCGUGUCUUUUAAAACAACACUGGAAAAUCCCUCGGAGGUGUACCGCGGGGAAUUAGAGAUUCUUGAUGUCAAUGAUAAUUCCCCCGCUUUCGGAGACCACAGCAUCGUCUUACAGAUAUCGGAACUGAGUGCACCCGGGGUACGCUUCCGUCUCGAGAGGGCGGAAGAUCCCGACAAUGGAAUCAAUACCGUCGCCGCUUACACGGUCAGUUUCACCGAGUACUUUAGUAUAAAAACACGCAGAACAGAGAGCGAUGUUCUCAUACCAGAGUUGCUGUUAGAUAAACCUUUGGACCGAGAGCUGCAAUCUUCCUUUCAGCUCUUGCUUACUGCGACAGACGGUGGCACUCCUCAGAGAACAGGAACAGCUCAGAUUCUUGUAACUGUGUUCGACAUUAAUGACAACGCGCCGGUGUUUGAUCGUGAUAUUUACAGGGUCAGCGUAAGUGAGGACGCGCCACAUGGUACCUUGGUGAUGAAAGUCAAAGCAAAUGAUUUGGAUGAAGGGCUGAAUGCUGCGAUAACAUAUUCUUUUAGUGAUGUUGAUUUGCGAAGAGCGCGUAAUGUAUUCAGUUUAGAUCCAAAUAGUGGGAAGAUUCUAGUUGAAGGGCCCUUGGAUUUUGAAGAAACCAUCAGUUAUUCUCUUGAUGUUCAAGCUGUGGACCACGGUUCACCCUCAAUGACAGGACAUUCUAACGUGCUGAUCAAGGUCAUUGACGUGAACGAUAACGCACCCGAGAUUAAGGUGACAUCGGCUUCCAAACAAAUUCCGGAAAAUGCACCGCCUGGUACAUUCAUAACCUUCAUUGAUGUUGUGGAUCGUGAUUCUGGGGAGAACGGUGAAGUUCGCUGUGAGUUACCCAAGAAUAUCCCAUUUAGACUACAGACAUCAUCGAACCUGUAUAAAUUGGUUACUAGUGAAACAUUGGACCGUGAAGGGAUUUCUGAAUAUCGAUUACCAAUUUCAGCAUGGGACCUGGGGUCGCCUUCACUGUCCUCAAAUAAAACCAUCCAUAUUACAAUAACCGAUGUAAAUGAUAACGCUCCGCGGUUUGCUGAAUCAACCUACAAGGUAUAUGUGAUGGAGAACAAUGCACCAGGCGCAUCGAUUUUCGUACUAACUGCUAUAGAUACUGAUCUGGAGCAGAAUUCCUAUGUUUCUUAUUCUUUGGUGGACAAUUUCAUCCAAAAUCUACCAGUGUCCACUUACCUGGCAAUUAACCCCAUGAACGGUACCAUUUAUGGGUUGCGAUCCUUUGACUAUGAGGAACUCAAAAACUUCCAGAUCCAUGUACAAGCCCGGGACGCUGGGGUGCAACCGUUGAGUAGCAGCGCCACGGUGAAUGUUAUCAUCCUGGAUCAAAAUGACAACGCGCCGGUAAUUGUUUCACCUUCAUAUCAGAGUCGAUCAGCAGCAGAGGAGGGCCUGCCCCGCUCAGCGAGUCAAGGGUAUUUGGUCACCAAGAUAAUGGCAACUGAUGCAGACUCUGGUCAGAAUGCACGGAUCUUUUAUCAGAUGGUGAAAUCUACCGAUCCCACUUUGUUCACAGUUACGAGAAACUCCGGUGAAAUCAGAACAGCGCGCCGUAUUUUGCAGACAGAUACUCCUGUACACACUCUGAUCAUCUUGGUGAAGGACAAUGGGCAGCCAAGCCUGUCCAGUACAGUUACAAUGAACAUUAGAGUUUUGGAGAACAGUACUGAAGGAAUCACGGAAAGCAGCACCUUGGUGAAAAAUCCGGGAUAUUUCUCAGAUCCAAAUGUUUAUUUAAUCAUCAUUUUCAGUUGCACCUCCGUUGUUUUUCUUCUCAUCAUCGUUCUGCUGAUUGGGAUCAAGUGUAAACAGGACAGAAGUAUUAUCCAAGGGUAUAACACCCCCAGUUAUUGUUACAAUCGUGGAGAUUUGCACGGUACGUUUAAUGGAAGACAUGCGAUGGAGGAAACUUUACGCUAUCCUGGGACAGGCCGGGUUGUCCGCGUGCCGGAACCGCAUCAAUACUCGGUCUGCCUGUCUCCAGAGUCAGCGAAAAGUGAUUUUCUCUUCUUGAAGCCACGCGGCGAUCCCGACUCGGGCCUAAAGUCUCAGGCGCAAUGAGGAGUAACCGCAGGGAAGGGGCAUAUUAUUUGGGUGUCAUUUUUAUCUCGAGGGAUGUGUAUCAUUCGUAAGUAAAAUAUUUAAGGAAAUA